Messenger RNA from Sphenostylis stenocarpa, 281 nucleotides. The record is from the annotation of a GenBank genome assembly. Lineage: Eukaryota; Viridiplantae; Streptophyta; Magnoliopsida; Fabales; Fabaceae.
AUGUGCCCGCGUCGUCAGGAAGUCCUCAACGAACCAGGCCAAGUCAUCCCUCUCCGCUACCUCGAAAAGCGCCGCGAAAGGAUGCGCCUCAAGGUCAAAGCCAAAACCUUUCUCAACCAAAACCCCGGCUUGUUCGAUGUCUACUGUGACCGCAUCAAACCCAAAACCGAACCGGUCCGGUUCAUCCUCCCCACCGACCGCCUUCGCCGCUUUCUCCAGGAAGAGCAAGGGAUUUUAUCUGAGAAGGAACCCUUCAUUGUCUCAAAGUUGUGGAAUGAUUG